AUGUUACAAUUUCUAGCAAGACGAACACAUCUAACGAAUCGACACACAUUACAUUUCUCCAAGUCACUUGUCCGUAAUAGUUAUUAUCUCGUAGUACCUGAGUUACCACCUGUUGUCGAAGGUAGUGACGCACUGUUUCAUUGGGAUACAUUUCCAUCUUACGAACAUGCGACACCUCAAGCCGUUGUGAGUGGAGGUCUUCGAUUGUGUUCGGAGACGGAUACAGCGAUACAACAUCACGUGGAAAAAACAGCACAUGAAUCAUCGAAGCCAACAUUUGAAUCAAUAUUUAAUCCAAUUGAAGAUUUAAAUGUUCCAUUCGAAACAGGUUUCUGUACGAUUCGUCAGCUAGCGUUAGUUGAUCAACGAAAGUUUGCUAAUUUGUAUUCCAAAUUCGAUGGUCACUUUACCAUGCAUCGAGAAUUUCGCUUUCAAGAUCCAACUCUCUACAAUCUUGUUCAAAGUCUUAAUACUGAUGAAAAACGUGCAAAGUUAAAAGAUUGGCAACAAACUUUAAUCAAUCUUUACUUACAUUUCGGAAAGCUGAACGGUUGUCAUUUGCAAAAUGAAGAACUUGAUCAAUUACAGUUACUCAAUGGAAAACUUAGUCAACAUCAAUACAGCUUUGCACAAAGGCUGCUCUACGCGAAUAAAACAUUUACACAUCUUGAACUGGAUCCAUUUGCUUUUGACGAUGUGCCAUAUCAUAUCAAACAGCAAUUCGCUGUUGAUAAAUCAAAACCAGAAUCUGGUCCGUGGAAAUUAGAUUUAUCUGAUCGAACAUUUCAUACGAUUAUGACAUACUCCGGCAAUCGUCCGUUACGAAAAUUGCUGUUCGAAGCAUAUUACGGUCGUGCCUCACCAACAGUUGAUCGCUUGAAUCGAAAUGUGGAAAAUAUUGUUGAAAUUACUCGAAAAAGAAAGUUAAUCGCAAAAUUUCUUGGUUAUUCUUGUUUUGCUGACAUUGUUCUGCAAUCCAAGAUGGCUCGAACGAAAGAAACAGUUCAAGAUUUCAUCGAGAGUACUCGUUCAAAAUUGAAGCCUAUUCAUGAUGAAAAUAUCCGUGAACUAACUGCAUAUGCUCAAGAGAAAUCGAAGAAACCGAAAGAAUAUGAACAGCUACAAGCAUGGGAUGUUGCUUACUGGCGUCAAAGACAAUUACAAGAUUUAUCCUCAUCGUUGAAAAUCGAUUCAUCGCAAAUCAGUCGAUAUUUCUCAUACGAUCGUGUACUCAAUGGGCUUUUCGAAUUUGUUGAAACUCUCUUUGGUGUCAAAUUUCAAUUAGAAACUAAUUUUGAUGAUCAAUACAAAUGGCAUCCGGAUGUGCAAGUUUAUCGAUGUGUAGAAAAUGAAAAUGUCAUUGGACAUUUGUUUGUUGAUGCGUUUGCUCGACCAAACCAGAAAUCAGAAUUGUGUCUUGCUACUACUGGUCGAGAUCGUUGUCAACGACAUAACGUCUUACCAAUUGCUUAUCUCAAUAUGAAUUUACCACGAAUCGAUGGAACAGCAACAUUGAUGACAUUGGCACAACUCAAAGAAAUGUUUUUCUCUUUCGGUCGAGUUCUUCAAGUUCUUCUUACCCAAUCACCGAAUCACGAAUUAGCUGGCAUUCGCAACCUAGAAGCCGAUGCUCUUGACAUUAUCCCACAUUUCUUAGUUCAAUGUCUUCGUGAUCCAAACAUUCUCCCCUACAUCAGCGAAAACGUCGAAACGAAAAAGACUCUCGACGCUUCAACAUAUCAUCGUGCUUUAAAUGAAAUCGACCAGCAUAUGAUUACUCAUGAUGUUCUCCGACAAUUAUACUUAAGUGCAUUUGAUCUAGAAAUUCAUACGAAUGCAACAAACUACUAUGAUGCUAUGGCAAAAUUAUGGCCGUCGUUCACGUCUGUUCCAUUGCAUAAUCGUGACUUUCAUCCAUGCAGCUUUGAACAAAUCUAUUGUGAACAAUUAGCAUCAGCGUACUACUCACACAAAUGGUCAGAAAUGAUUGCUUGUGAUUUAUUCAAUGCUUUCAAAGAAGUGGGAAUGAACGAGAAAGACAAAAUCUCUGAACUUGGAAAGAAAUUUCGUAGUACAAUUUUAGCACGUGGUGGUACAGUUAGUAUGCGCGAACUUUUCCGAGAAUUUCGCUCGCGAGAGCCAAAUUAUGAGCAUUACAUUCAAAGACUAACCACACAAAUAAUAAAAAGAAAACAUCACAAAGUGUUCUCAUGCUAUACAUUGACUUGUUUCGGCUUUUUAUUUUAA
Messenger RNA from Adineta ricciae, 2247 nucleotides. The record is from the annotation of a GenBank genome assembly. NCBI's taxonomy places the organism in Eukaryota, Metazoa, Rotifera, Eurotatoria, Adinetida, Adinetidae.